Molecule: messenger RNA, 2997 nt
Organism: Dioszegia hungarica
Lineage: Eukaryota; Fungi; Basidiomycota; Tremellomycetes; Tremellales; Bulleribasidiaceae
Product: P-loop containing nucleoside triphosphate hydrolase protein
Exons: 11
Coding region: 1-2997 (998 amino acids)
Biological process (GO): mRNA splicing, via spliceosome
Cellular component (GO): U4/U6 x U5 tri-snRNP complex; U2-type catalytic step 2 spliceosome; cytosol
Molecular function (GO): U5 snRNA binding; GTPase activity; GTP binding
Source: RefSeq, a predicted model, not a curated record
AUGUCCAUGGAAGAUUAUGACGAGUUCGGCAACUACAUCGGCGCCGACCUCGAGUCGGACGAAGACGAUAUCGACAUUGGCGACUCGUCUGCCGCUGGACCAUCCACCAUCCCCUCUGCCCCCGCUGCACAGGCGAAUGCAGGCGGAUAUGCCCCGCUCGAAGGGCUAGAGGAGGAUGAGGAUGACGACAUGGACGGGGAUGAUGGGAUGCAAAUGACGCUGCAUGGGGUAGAUGGGACGGCAGGGAACCAGGUGGUGUUGCACGAGGAUAAGCGGUACUACGCCACAGCGGAGGAGGUGUAUGGGGCAGACGUGGAGGCGAUGGUGCAAGAAGAGGACGCGCAGAUGUUGACGGAGCCGAUCGUGGCUCCGAUCAAGGUUAGGGCGUUUACUGUGCAGGAGAAGGAUCUUCCCGUUACCCGGUUUGAUCGGAAUUUCAUGAUUGACCUGAUGAACUACCCAUCUAUGAUCAGGAACGUCAUGUUCGGCGGUCACAUACACCACGGCAAGACGUCACUCGUCGACAUGCUCGUCUUCGAAACACAUCAAAUUACCUUUGACGCCGACGCCCCCGUACGGUAUACCGACACCCACGUUCUCUCGCGCUCCCGCGGCGUCUCCAUCAAAGCCGGCGCCAUGUCCCUCGUGCUCCAGUCCUCCAAGGGCAAGUCCUCACUCGUCAAUAUCGUCGACACCCCCGGCCACGUCAACUUUGCGGACGAGGUCGGCUCGGUCGCCCGGCUCGUGGACGGGGUGAUCAUCGUCGUGGACGUCGUCGAGGGGGUGAUGUGCGGUACAGAGCAGCUCAUCAAGCACUGUAUGCGUGAAAAGUUGAAGAUGGUCUUGGUGGUCAAUAAGGUGGAUAGGUUGAUUUUGGAAUUGAGAUUACCGCCGAGCGAGGCGUUCUUCAAGAUUAAACAUACCAUUGAAGAGGUCAACAGUGUUAUCGCCUCGGUCGACGCGGACGACUCUUACCGCCUCUCGCCCGAACGCGGUAACGUCGCAUUUGCGUCGGCGCAGAUGGGAUGGUGCUUCACCCUUCGGACAUUCGCGACCAUGUAUGCCGAUACGUUUGGCUCGUUUGAUGUCGACGAAUUUGCGGCGCGAUUGUGGGGGAAUAUCUACUUUGAUGAGUCGCGGAGAAAGUUUACGAGGAAGGCGGCGGAUGCGGAGGGGAAGAGGAGCUUUGUGCACUUUGUGCUGGAGCCGCUGUACAAGCUUUACACGCAGGUCAUGUCCGAAGACUCUGAAAAGCUUCGCGAAACCCUCGCCGAACUGCGCAUCACCCUCCGUGCCUCCGCGUACAAGAUGGACACCCGCCCACUCCUCAAGGUGGUCCUCGAGGCCUUCUUUGGUCCGUCCACCGGCCUCGUGGAUAUGAUCACCGAAUUCAUCCCCUCUCCCGUCGAUGCCGCGCAGACCAAGAUCGCCGGAACGUACACUGGGCCCCUCCAGGGUAGCGUGGUCGACAGCAUGCUCAAGUGCUCGGCGGACGGACCGACCGUUGUGCACGUCACCAAGCUGUUCCAUACGUCGGACGCGCAGAGCUUCAGGGCGUUCGGGCGGGUUAUGAGCGGGACGGUGGAGGUUGGACAGCGGGUCAAGGUGUUGGGUGAGGGAUAUAGUCUGGAAGAUGAGGAAGAUAUGAUUUUGGCUACGGUGGAGGCUUUGAUGAUUGACGAGUCGAGGUACACUGUGGACAUUCAAAAAGCCGGUGCUGGAAACCUUAUCCUCCUUUCUGGCGUCGACGCCUCCAUCUCCAAAACAGCCACAAUCGUCGACUCUACGCUCGAAGACGACCUCUACAUCUUUGCGCCUAUCCGCCACAUCACCCAAUCCGUCCUCAAAGUCGCCGUGGAGCCUAUCGCGCCCUCCGAGCUCCCCAAGAUGCUCGACGGUCUGCGAAAAGUCAACAAGUCGUAUCCCCUCCUCACGACCAAGGUUGAAGAGUCGGGCGAGCACAUUAUCCUGGGCACGGGCGAGCUGUACAUGGACUGUGUACUACACGAUCUCCGGAAACUGUUUAGCGAGAUUGAAAUCAAGGUGUCGGAUCCGGUCACCAAGUUUUGCGAGACGGUGGUCGAGACGUCGGCGUUGAAGUGUUAUGCCGAGACGCCGAAUAAAAAAAACAAAAUCACCAUGAUUUCAGAACCGCUCGAAACGGGGUUGGCGCAGGAGAUUGAGAAGGGCAAAGUGACGAUGCGGAUGAGUAACAAGGAGAGGGGCAAGUGGUUUGAGGAAAAGUAUGGGUGGGAUCUGCUCGCGAGUCGGAAUGUGUGGGCGUUUGGGCCAGAGGAGAAUGGUGCGAAUGUGCUGUUGAAUGACACGUUGCCAUCUGAGACGGAUACGAAAUUGCUUGGUAGUGCGAGGGAGAGUAUCAAGCAGGGAUUCCAGUGGGGUACGAGGGAAGGACCGCUUUGCGAUGAGCCUAUAAGAGGCGUCAAGUUCCGGAUUCUCGACGCCAGCCUAGCGCAAGAACCAAUAUACCGCGGUGGUGGCCAGAUCAUCCCUACUGCUCGCCGUGUCUGCUACUCUUCCUUCCUCCUCGCCACACCCCGUCUCCUCGAGCCCGUCUUCUUUGUCGAAGUCCAAGCCCCCGCCGACUGCGUCGCCGCCAUCUACACCGUCCUCGCCCGGCGCCGCGGACACGUCACGCGCGACACCCCCAAGCCCGGCUCGCCCCUCUACACCGUCAAGGCCUUUAUUCCCGUCCUCGACGCGAACGGGUUCGAGACGGAUCUCCGGACCGCGACGAUGGGCCAAGCAUUCUGUCAAAUGAGCUUUGAUCACUGGGCGGUCGUACCUGGAGACCCGACCGAUACGUCUAUCCAGCUCCGCCCGCUCGAGCCUGCACAGGGACAGAGUCUGGCACGGGAUUUGGUGCUCAAGACGAGGAGGAGGAAGGGGUUGAGUGAUAGUAUUGCCGUCAGCAAGUAUUUGGAGGAUGAGACUAUCAUUGCGAUCAGUGCGAGUGGAAAUGCGGACCUUUUGGGUUAA